GAUAAUGGUGAUGACCGGUCCGAGAGCAUCCUUACAGAGAACCACGUGGAUGGCACCGCAGGGAUCCUAAGUGGAGCUGGUGGGAGGAAGCCCAUGAAGUCAGGCAUGAAGGAGCUGGCAGUUAUGAGGGAGAAGGUGAACGAGCAGCAGCGGCAGAUGGGCAAAGUCGGCAAGGCCCAUCACAACCAUGAGGACUCGAAGAAGUCGCGGCUGUCGACGGGCAGGACCCCUUGUCAGCAGGAGCUGGAUCAGGUCCUGGAACGCAUCUCCACUAUGCGGCUGCCAGAUGAGCGAGGUCCCCUGGAGCACCUCUACUCCCUCCACAUCCCCAACUGUGACAAGCAUGGCCUCUACAAUCUCAAACAGUGCAAGAUGUCGGUGAACGGGCAGCGUGGCGAGUGCUGGUGUGUGGACCCCAUCCAUGGGAAGGUGAUCCAGGGUGCACCCACCAUCCGUGGGGACCCCGAGUGCCACCUCUUCUACACAGCCCAUGAGCAGGAGGACCGGGGAGCACAUGCCCUGCGGAGCCAGUAGAUGGAUGUGAUCCUGCUCGCUGGAGGUGGCUUGCCGUGGCCCCAGUGCUGGAUUUUACAUGGGUUUCAGCGUGUCUCUUUAGGCUCUGGAAGAGACUGGGGUUGGAUCCUGUGUGCUGCCCUCCUUCCCCUGCUGCCUGGCUCCUGGGGAGGGGAGGGAUGAUGGGAGGGGAAGGGCGGUUGGGGGGGGGUUGCAAAGAGAAGGGAGUGCUUUCCUAUAGCCUUUCACCCAACAUAAGCCAGAGAACCGGUCUUUUUUGCUCCUCACCCUGCAGCCCUGUCCUCCCUGCUGCUUUGUGG
Antrostomus carolinensis (chuck-will's-widow) is the source of this 833-nucleotide messenger RNA. It is a transcript of the gene IGFBP2, whose product is annotated as insulin like growth factor binding protein 2. The transcript has 3 exons. Gene Ontology annotation, cellular component: extracellular region. The record is from RefSeq and is a predicted model, not a curated record. The coding region runs from base 94 to 534 and encodes 146 amino acids. Gene Ontology annotation, molecular function: insulin-like growth factor II binding; insulin-like growth factor I binding. NCBI's taxonomy places the organism in Eukaryota, Metazoa, Chordata, Aves, Caprimulgiformes, Caprimulgidae. Gene Ontology annotation, biological process: regulation of insulin-like growth factor receptor signaling pathway.